Andrographis paniculata is the source of this 2387-nucleotide messenger RNA. RefSeq lists its product as uncharacterized. The record is from RefSeq and is a predicted model, not a curated record. Bases 398 to 2095 code for a protein of 565 amino acids. NCBI's taxonomy places the organism in Eukaryota, Viridiplantae, Streptophyta, Magnoliopsida, Lamiales, Acanthaceae. The transcript has 2 exons.
UUGCUUCUCAUUUUCUCCGCCAGUCUUUUCUUUCUAUUUUGUCGCUCUCUCAAACGCUCUCGGUUCUGCCGGCGCUUCCAGAAACCCUCGUUCUCUCCACCGCCGCCACUCCUUCAAUAUUCCCAGGCUCCGUUCCACACUGUAUUGAGGAUCUCUGUUUUCCAUUGAAAACUUUUCGCAACCUUGAAGUUCUUCUCAACAUACAUCGAUAUCUCUUAUAAUGGAUCGUCAGGACACAGCAGGCUUCGUGAGCGGUGGCUCCUUUAUAUGAGGAAUCUUUGGAUUGACUAUCGAUUAUUAGAUUUGGAAGCGCAGAUCUUAGAAGCCGGAAUUCAAAGAUCUGAUUCUUUCUAUUCUUUACCUGUUCAUAAAUUACUUCCCUUUUCCGCUCUAUUGUAUGGAUUGGAGCCAUGAUCAUACAGCUAAUUCAGUACAUGCCUCGAAAGAUCGUGGAAACGCUCUCGAUUAUGGUGCUCUUUCUUCUCUAGAUCUUCAUUCACCUGGCGUAUCGAGCUCUUACAGUUCCGGGCAAAACAAGAAGAAACAUGGUGCUGCAGACCAUCCCAUUAGCUUUAAAGACGUGUCUUCUAUGGUUCUUGGCGUCGCCCCUUCAUCGAGCUCAUGUACUAGCACAUGCUUGAAGACGAUAAUCGAAGACGAAUCUUCCUUGGAUCUUGGUCUAAGCAUCAACCUCAAUCCGAGCGGCAAUCGAUUUUCGACCCCAAAGAAUGUUUCGGGAUGUCUCGACCUUCAAUUAAGCCUAUCCACAGGACCUAUGGAAUCCGAUACGACAACUCUCACUGCCCAGGAGUUCAGAAUCAGUCAGAAUCACUCCGAGCUACCGGCUUUUGCUACCGCCGUUCAACUAGUCGAUGAAGGGUCGACAUCGUCACGGUGGAAAGCUGGCCCGCUUAUAACACCCCUAAUGGGUCGAGAAAUUCCCGCCGUUCCACAUCAAGAUGUUGAUGUCGUCGGGAAACCGAAACGGAGACUCAGCGUGAAGCCAUGCAUGUUCGAAGGAUGCACCAGGGGCGCUAGAGGUGCUUCGGGUCUCUGUAUAGCACAUGGAGGUGGUCGGAGGUGUCAGAAAGCCGGCUGUCAGAGGGGAGCCGAGGGCAAAACAGUCUUUUGUAAGGCACACGGCGGCGGCCGUCGUUGUCAGUAUCUCGGCUGCACGAAAAGCGCCGAAGGCCGCACUGAUUACUGCAUAGGUCACGGCGGCGGGAAGAGGUGCACCCACGACGGAUGCUCUCGAGCGGCGAGAGGCAAGUCGGGUCUCUGCAUUCGUCACGGCGGCGGGAAACGUUGCAAGAUCGGAAACUGCAUUAGAAGCGCCGAGGGCGUCUCCGGCCUCUGCAUCUCCCACGGAGGCGGCCGCCGCUGCCAAUUCCCGGAAUGCGGUAAAGGCGCGCAAGGCAGCACGAUGUUCUGCAAGGCCCACGGUGGCGGGAGACGGUGCACGUUUUUGGGGUGUACGAAAGGCGCGGAAGGGAGCACCCCGUUCUGCAAGGGCCACGGUGGCGGGAAACGGUGCACGGCCAACGGGUGCACCAAGAGCGUGCACGGCGGAACGCUAUUCUGCGUCGGCCACGGCGGCGGGAAGCGGUGCGCUGUCCCCGAGUGCACCAAGAGCGCUCGAGGCCGCACGAAUUACUGCGUCCGUCACGGCGGCGGGAAACGGUGCAAGUCGGAAGGGUGUCCCAAGAGCGCGCAAGGGAGCACCGAUUUCUGCAAGGCGCACGGCGGCGGGAGACGGUGCUCGUGGGCGGGUCCCGCCGCGUGUGAUAAGUUCGCGCGGGGGAAAUCGGGGCUCUGCGCGGCGCACGCGACGCAAAUGCAGGGAAUGGAGAAGGAAAAGGAAAUGAGCUCGACGACGGGAUUUACUGGUACGACGACAUCUUUUGGUUCUACAAGUUACGUGACGCAUUCUUUUGCGUUGCAGCAGCAGGAACGUCGGAAUUUGGCGCUUCCGGAAGGUCGGGUGCAUGGAGGGCGGCUGAUGGCGAUACUUAGAGGCGAUGCGGAAAUGGAGGAGGACGGGAUGAGUCAAUUGGAGGUGGACAAAUCGAUUCACAUGGCGCACAAAUGGGUGUGAGGGGAAGAUGAUUUCGACAAAUGUGUGUUGUGUAUAUAAGGUAUGCCGUUCUUCGCAGUAUUUUGUUUUUCGCCGUUUAGUUUCGGUUUGUCGUUAGUGUUUGUGUCUGCGAUAUAUGUGUGCUAUGGAUGGGUUUGUCGAGAACUUAGUUAGGUAGUUCUAAAGUAUGUCGAUAGGGAGUCGGUGUGUUGUGUGUAUGUGUAUAUGUAUAUAUAGGUCUUGUUGAGGCCGAGAACUGAUACACAACAAGUAUCUGUCUAUGGUAUUAUAAUGUUAUCGCGUCUUUGUUAUC